Coregonus clupeaformis (lake whitefish) is the source of this 5159-nucleotide messenger RNA. RefSeq names its product neuralized-like protein 4. NCBI's taxonomy places the organism in Eukaryota, Metazoa, Chordata, Actinopteri, Salmoniformes, Salmonidae. Gene Ontology annotation, molecular function: ubiquitin protein ligase activity. Bases 16 to 4809 code for a protein of 1597 amino acids. The record is from RefSeq and is a predicted model, not a curated record. The transcript is spliced from 30 exons.
GCCGCCCCAGUGAAGAUGGCGGCUGAGCUGCACCCGCGCAGCGGAAAACUGAUCGGCCUUUCGAAUUCGAACAGAACCGCUCAGCGGAACCAACCAGUCCAAGAAUUUAACCACGGGUUGGUUCUAAGCAGAGAGCCGCUGAGGGACCAGGAUGUAUUCACCGUCCGUAUUGACAAGAAGGUGAACUCGUGGAGCGGCUCCGUAGAGAUCGGGGUGACUGCUCUGGACCCGUCUUGUCUCGAUUUCCCCAGCAGCGCUACUGGUCUGAAGGGAGGCUCCUGGAUCGUCUCUGGCUGCUCAGUCCUACGUGACGGCCGCUCCGUCCUAGAGGAGUACGGCCGUGACCUGGACCAGCUGGCCGAGGGCGACCGCGUGGGCAUACAGCGGAGCACCCGCGGCGAGCUCCACCUGUGGGUGAAUGGGCAUGACUGCGGUGCAGCUGCCAGCGGUCUCCCGACGCGCCUCUGGGCGGUGGUGGACCUCUACGGCAAGUGUACGCAAGUGACGGUGGUGAGCUGCGAGCCGCCCUCUUCGAUGGAGAGAGAUCCGGAGAGGGAGACGGUGGAGGGGCAUGAGGAGGUGGUGGUGUGCGGGGUCAGGGAGGUGGACACAGGGGAUCUGACGUCAGUGGUGAAUCUGGCAGCAGCAGCUAAUGGGACAAACGGGACGACAGAGCAAGUGCCGGAGCUCCCUCCUACUCACGACCGACCUGAGUUCCCCAACAACAUAGAUCCUGAAACGGUUCUGACGGAGCACCAGCUCUUUGACGUGUUCAACAAUGCCAUCGUGUCCCUCUACCGCUCAGAGGACGAGGGCGGAGGAGGGCGAGACUUGGGGGGAGGAACGGGGACAGACUCUGGGAAUGGAAGUAGAGGGGACAGGGGGAGCAGCAGCGGAGGGGGAGCUGUCAACAGUGACAGCGGGGGCGGGACCGGCAAUACCGGAAGCACCAAUAACAGCCCUGCAGGAGGGGCGGGACUUGGGGCGGUGACGGGCGGGAUGACGACCAAUGACGCGCUGCUGUUCCAUGAGAAGUGCGGCACGCUGAUCAAGCUGAGCAACAACAACAAGACGGCGGAGAGGCGACGGCCACUGGACGAGUUCAACAACGGCGUGGUCAUGACCAACCGGCCGCUCCGACACAACGAGAUGUUUGAGAUCCGCAUAGAUAAGCUGGUGGACAAGUGGUCGGGGUCGAUUGAGAUCGGCGUGACGACACACAACCCCAACAACCUGGACUACCCUGCCACAAUGACAAAUCUGCGCUCAGGUACAAUCAUGAUGAGUGGCUGUGGGAUCCUGACUAAUGGCAAGGGGACCCGUCGGGAGUACUGUGAAUUCAGCCUGGACGAACUGCAGGAAGGGGAUCACAUAGGCCUGAUGCACAAGGCCAGCGGAGCUCUUCACUUCUACAUCAAUGGCAUCGACCAAGGUGUGGCGUCGGCCCAGACACCUGCCGUGGUCUACGGCGUGGUCGACCUCUACGGCAUGGCGGUCAAGGUGACCAUCGUCCACAAUCACAACCACAGUGACCGGCUGCGUCGCAACAACGCCAUAAUGCGGGCGCUGUCCCCCGACGUGGGCCGCCCCCGGCACACCCUCUCCCUCACCUCGGACCCUGACACCACCGACCGCCUCCUCUUCCACUCCAACUGUGGGCAAAAGGCGGCCAUCAUCAGUGAAGGCAGGACAGCUCUUCGCCCUCAUGCGACGGACGACUUCAACCACGGCGUGGUCCUGAGCGGCCGCCCACUGCGCUCCAACGAGGUGUUCCAGGUGCGCAUCGACAAGAUGGUGGACAAGUGGGCGGGCUCCAUCGAGAUUGGCGUGACCACUCACAACCCCGCCUACCUGCAGCUGCCCUCCACCAUGACCAACCUGCGCUCAGGUAAUACCAACCAAUCAGGGACGUGGAUGAUGACCGGGAAUGGGGUGAUGCACAACGGAACCACCAUACUGGACGAGUACGGACACAACCUGGACCGACUCAAAGCGGGGGACACGGUGGGCGUGGUGCGUAAGGAGGAUGGGAGCCUCCACUUCUUUGUGAACGGGGUGGCACAGGGCCCGGCAGCGUGGAACGUCCCGCCCAGCGUCUACGCCGUGGUGGACCUCUACGGCCAGGCCGCGCAGGCCACCAUCAUGGACGACAUGGCGGACCUCCCCCCUCUCCCCGAGGACAGCUCGGAGGGCCCCACCGUCAUGUCGCCCGGCAGCCCAUGCUCGGUCGCCGGGGACAACAGUGCCAACGACCUGCGCUUCCACCAGCUGCACGGCACCAACGCAGUGAUCACCAACGGGGGGCGCACCGCCUUCAGACAGAACUGUCGCUCCGAGUUCAACGACGCCAUCGUCAUCUCCAACAGGUGCCUUCGAGACGGAGAGCUCUUUGAGAUAGUCAUUCAGAAGAUGGUGGACCGUUGGUCGGGGUCAAUAGAAGCAGGUAAGAUAAUGGCAGGUGUGACUGCCAUCAGGCCAGAAGAGCUGGAGUUUCCUAACACUAUGACUGAUAUAGAUUACGACACCUGGAUGCUUAGUGGCACGGCCAUCAUGCAGGACGGCAACACCAUGCGUAACAACUACGGCUGUGACCUGGACUCUCUGACCACGGGCAGUAGGAUCGGCAUGAUGCGCUCGGCCACCGGCGACCUCCAUUACUACAUCAACGGGGUGGACCAGGGUGUGGCCUGCACCGGGCUGCCGCCAGGUAAAGAGGUGUAUGCGGUGAUAGACCUUUAUGGUCAGUGUGUUCAGGUGUCCAUCACCAGUUCCUCUGGCCCUCUGGACAACAGUCUGUGUACCAGCAACAUAACAGAGAAGAGCUUCCCCAUACACUCACCAGUGGCAAGCGUGGCACACCGGCUCCAUAGUAAACAUGGUAAGAACGUGGUUCUGCUGGGAGAGGGCUGCCAGGCCGUCCGGGUUGGAGGAUACGCUCACGGCAUCGUCUUCAGCGCCAAGGAACUGAAAACAGACGAACUGUUCGAGGUGAAGAUAGACGAGGUAGAUAACCAGUGGUCUGGUUCCCUCCACAUGGGUCUGACCAGCCUGGCCCCCCCAGAGCUGCCCUCCUGCCCUAUGUCGGGCCUGUCCCCCUCCCUCACACAGCUCCGCACCAAGGUCACCUGGCUGCUAGUGGGGUCAGAGGUCAGACGCAACGGGGUCCUCCAAAGACAGAACUACGGGGCAUCCCUGGACAGACUGAUGGUGGGGAACCGCGUGGGGGUGAAGAGAUGCAGUGAUGACACCAUGCACGUCCUCAUCGACGGCGAGGACAUGGGACCAGCUGCUACCGCUGUGGCCAAGAACGUCUAUGCGGUACUGGACCUGUAUGGUCGUGUGACGGCUGUGUCCAUUGUUAGUUCCUCAGUGCUGGGGGACGCAGAGAGCAUCAAGGCCCCCUCCCUCUCCUCAGACAGCUGCAGCGAUGGAGAGGAGGACAGCACGCCGGUUGAGCGCACUAAGCCAGCCCUGGUGCCCAACACCGCCAUGGCCUUCCUGGAGAACCAUGGGAAGAACAUCCAGCUGUCCAAUCAGAACUUGACGGCCGCCCGUGUCUCCAGCUACAACCAGGGCCUCCUGGUCACAGCACAACCCCUGCCCAGACAACAUCUGUUCCAGUUUCAGAUCGACCGCCUGAACCCGUCGUGGACGUCGUCCCUGUCGCUAGGGGUGAUAGGCCACUCCCCCGACCGCCUCAACUUUCCCUCCACGGCGUGCUGUCUGAAACGCUCUGCCUGGCUGCUGCAGAGAGACUCUGUCUUCCACAACUCACUCAAGAUCUGUGAGAACUAUGGUCCUAACCUGGACACAUGUCCAGAGGGUACAGUAUUGGGUCUACUAGUGGAUGGGAACAGCUGUCUGCACCUCCAUGUGAACGGGAUGGACCAGGGGGUAGCAGCCCAGGACAUCCCCACCCCCUGCUACCCCCUCAUAGACCUCUACGGGCAGUGUGAACAGGUUACAAUAGUGACUAACAACGUGCCAACCAUGGGAGGGGAGAGCGGCGAGGCGCGUUGCCAAGGCGACAUGGAGAAGGCGGACAUGGUUGAUGGGAUCAAAGAGAGUGUGUGCUGGACGCCCCCUCCAGAUGUCAACCCCAACAAGACCUGUGAGUACCAGGCCCUGUGCUCGCGCUUCAAGGACCUGCUCACGCUGCCAGAUGGUUACUUCAACGAGGAUGCCAAGUAUAACCUGUGUUACUGUGAGUCGUGCCACAAGCUGCGGGGGGACGAGGCCUACUACAAGAGAGGGGAGCCCCUCCGGGACUACGCCCUGCCCUUUGGCUGGUGCUGCUUCGCUCUGAGGAUCAAGCCCCACUGCGAGGUGUCUAAUGCGUUUAAGAAGUGGCACAUAGCCUACCACGGCACCAGUGUAGGGGCUCUGAGACGCACCCUGGACCAUGCUCAGCUGCUCUCUGGGACGUCGUCCAUCUUCUCUGUGUCUCCGGUAAAGAUGGAGGGUCCUAAUGGCUACAGUGAGCCAGAGGAGAACAGCAACAGCCUCCCCGACAGGGAACGAGACAGGGACAGGGAGGUGCCCCGGGUACAGUUGUCCCCCACCAUGCGCUACUCCGGACUGGAGAUGUUCGCCCCUAAAGUGCAAUUCCGGGACCCUCGUUCUCACUGCUGUCACCAGGCCCAGGUGGGUUUCCAGGUGUGUGUGCGGCCGGGCUCCUACAAGGUGGGGCCCCAGAAACUUGGGGCCAGCGAGCCCCUUGACCCCCGCUUUAGCAACACAGAGAUCGAGUGGAUCACCAAGGAGCAGGGGGGCACCCUCCUCUAUGGCCUGCUCAUACGGGUGGAGUGAGGGAGGGAUGAACGGCGGUAUGGAUAGAGUAGAGAUAAGGGAGCUUCUCUAUCCCAGCGGUGCCUCCAAAACCUCUACUCCAUCAACCAAAUUCCAGACUUUGAGACUCUUUGGAAUUUGGGGAAUUUCUCUCCUGUUGCUGGGGGGGGAUUGUUGACAUUGACAAUUCAGCAUUAUUUUAGUUUAUUUUGGACAAAUACAUUUUUGUUUGUUUUGGAAUAAUUUUAACAGGAUGGGGCUUUGGUGGAUUCAGAGAAGAACAACAAGACUGACGCUGCCUGCACUUUAUGUUUUGGACACUUUGUGGGCGAUUUAAAAAAAAAAAAAAUAGAAAAAAAAAAGUUUGGAAA